AAGAGAUGAUAUUGCGGAUUUCCGCUGAUAGCCGCUGCUGCGUGGCUGUCCGAGUCUACGAUACAUCUCCUCUCCUCCUGUUUUUCUCUCGUAACCCUCCUCGAUCCAAUUCCAGUUCCCGCUGUGCCUGCAAUGUCCGAAUUCACCUUCACACAUCAGAAACACUACAUCAACGGCCGGCCUCACCGGUCAGGUAGCGAGACAUUCACCACAUACAAUCCCUCGACCGGCACGCCCAUAGCGCAGGUCUACACCGCCACGCCGGAAGACAUCGAUCUGGCCAUAAGCACCUCUCUCUCAGCCUUCAAGACAUGGUCCAAAACACCACCGAUCGAGCGCUCCCGCAUCCUCCUCCGAGCCGUGGCUCUCCUCCGCAGCCGCAACGACCUCAUCGCAAAAGUCGAGACGCUGGACACCGGGAAAGCGUUCUUCGAGACGUCGACCGUGGAUGUUGCCACCGGCGCGGACGUUCUGGAGUACAUGGCCGGCCUGGGCAUGGCUAUGGGAGAGGGCAAGACUAUCCAGCUCCGUGAGUCGGCGUGGGUUUACACACGGAAAGAGCCACUGGGCGUCUGUGUAGGCAUCGGAGCGUGGAACUAUCCGAUCCAAAUUGCCCUCUGGAAAUGUGCCCCCGCGCUCGCAGCCGGCAACACCUUUAUCUUCAAGCCAUCGGAAGUGACCCCCCUCAGCGCCUACAUCCUCGCGCAGAUCCUGACGGAGGCUGGAUUACCACCGGGGGUGUUCAACCUCGUGCACGGCCUGGGCAGCGUCGGCGCGGUGCUCUGCGCCGAUCCGCGAGUCGCCAAGGUCUCGUUCACCGGCCAGCCGUCCACCGGGAUUGCGGUAUACACAGCCGCGGCAAAGACGCUCAAGCUGGUGACGCUGGAGCUAGGCGGGAAGUCACCGUUCAUCGUGCUCCCUGACGCCGAUCUCGAUGCCGCGGUAGACGCCUGCGUCACCGCUAAUUUCGCCUCCUCGGGUCAGGUCUGCACUAACGGCACCCGCGUCUUCGUUCAUGCAGACAUAUUCGAUCGGUUCGAAAGGCUGCUGGUGCACAAGGUGAAGACGGGUGUGCGCGCCGGUGAUCCCAUGGAUAGGGACGUCAACUUUGGUCCCGUCGUGUCGAAGCAGCAUUACGAAAAGGUGCUGAACUACAUCCGCCACGGCAUCAACGAGGAUAAGGCAACACUACUGCUCGGCGGCGUCGAGAAGCCAUCAUCCCUCAGAGCGCCGUUCACGAGCGGCUACUACAUCACCCCCACGGUCUUUACCGACUGCAACGACACGAUGCGGAUCGUCCGCGAGGAGAUCUUCGGGCCAGUAGCGUGUCUGCUUCGGUUCUCGAGCGUGGAGGAAGCGAUCGCUCGAGCCAACGAUACCGAGCUGGGCCUCGCCGCAGGAGUGUUCACCAGGGACCUGAACAUGGCGCACAAAGUGAUGGCCGAGGUGCACGCGGGAAUCUGCUGGAUCAACACGUGGGGCGAGAGCCCCGCGCAGAUGCCGGUAGGAGGCUGGGGCUACUCCGGCGUCGGAUUCGAAAACGGCGCUGAAGCCCUCCGACAGUUCGUCAAGAACAAAAGUGUACUCGUCGAGAACGGCGAAGUCGUGCCGGCUUUCGCCAAGUUGUAGGGAAAGGAGGGG
Molecule: messenger RNA, 1641 nt
Organism: Tricharina praecox
Lineage: Eukaryota; Fungi; Ascomycota; Pezizomycetes; Pezizales; Pyronemataceae
Product: aldehyde dehydrogenase domain-containing protein
Exons: 2
Coding region: 133-1629 (498 amino acids)
Molecular function (GO): aldehyde dehydrogenase (NAD+) activity
Source: RefSeq, a predicted model, not a curated record